CAGCUGUGACUCUGGCGGUUUGCUGUUUACAUUUGAAGAAAUGCUUUUCCCAAAUUCAUUUUUCUAUCUUAAUCAAUUCAAUUGAUUGUUACUCAAGUAAUUCAUAUCGUCCACUCUUUAUCAGUAAUUAAUGAACUAAUUAUUAUUUAUAUUAAACUUGUUAUUGAUGACAAUUUGUAUUUAUUGUGCCUUUUUCCCUUAAUCUUGUGAAAUUAAAUUUUCUGUUAUUGUUACCUUUGCUUCUCAUGACUAGUCGAGUUUUGCCGAUUAAACAGUACCUCUCUGAAUGGUUUCAUUCGAACCACUCUCUUCGAUUUAAGUUUAAUACAUUACAUUCGCUUGAUGGUGAACUGUUGACUCGACCAAUUUUACAGUCAAGUGUUAAUGAUCGAUUAAAUUCUGAUGAAGUUCAGAAGAUUGUUUUUCGAUUACCUCAAGUGGCACCAUUUGUUGAGCAAACAAGUGUCGAGGACACACCAGCAGGACCUGUUAUUCAACUAUGUAUAAACCGUAGAGCUUUUAUUGACGAUACAAUUGAUAAGCUGCGCGGUGAUUUGGACAGCUUUCCUGAAAAAUGUAGACUGAACUCACCUAAGCCCAUCAAACAAAUUGUUGAAUUCAGCUCGCCGAACAUCGCCAAACCAUUUCAUUGUGGCCAUCUUAGAUCAACUAUAAUCGGAAACGUCUUAGCCAAUUUAAAGAAAUAUCUUGGAAACGAUGUUAUCAAAUUGAAUUAUCUUGGAGAUUGGGGAACGCAAUUCGGCUUGCUCUCGCAUGGUUUUGAUUGUUUCGGAAGUGAAGAAGAGCUUAAGAAAAGUCCAAUUAAGCACCUAUUUGAUGUCUACGUUCAAGCCAAUCGUCUUGACGAAAGUGAUGACAGCUUUAGACAAGAAGCUAAGCUCAAGUUUAAAUCUAUGGAAAAAGAUUUAGAUGAUAAAGAGAUAAAGAAAUGGAAUUUAUUCAAACAAUAUUCCAUGAAAGAAUAUGACAAAAUAUAUCGCCAACUAGGAAUUGUUUUUGACGAUUUUCAUUUCGAAUCAAUGUACAACAAAUUAGCUCAUCAAUGUGUAAAUCAAUUAGAAGAUCUCAAACUGAUUGAAACUUGCCCGAACGGAGCAAAGAUAAUAUUGCUGGAAAAAUCAAAUAGCAAAGAGGACAAUUUUUCAGUUCCAUUGAUAAAAAAUGACGGAAGUACUUUGUAUCUAACCAGAGAUAUUGCUGCUGCCAUUGAUCGAAAAGAAAAGUACAAUUUCGAUGAAAUGUACUAUGUUGUCGGUAAAGAACAAUCCGAUCACUUUAAUCAUCUGAGACAAAUUCUUUUUAAGAUGGGUCACAAAUGGGCAAGCAAUCUUAUCCUGGUCAGUUUUGGUCGGAUUAUCGGAAUGAGCACGAGGAAAGGCGAAAUCAUAUUUUUAGAGGAUAUUAUCAAUGAAGCCAAACAAAAGUGCCUAGAAUCGACCUUUGCUUCUAAAACUACGAAAAGUGACCAUACAGAUAUUGACCGAUUGGCUUCAGUUCUCGGUUUAACUGCUGUUUACGUCCAUGAUUUGAGAACUCCCAAAAGUAGUGAUUACAGAUUUGAUUGGUCUAAAGCUUUGAAUUUACGUGGACAAUCCGGAAUCAGUCUACAAUAUGUACAUGCACGAAUUCGUAGUAUUGAGCGAUUUUCGAAUGUCGACUUGGAUUUAAACGUUGACAUUAAUUAUGAAGCCAUCGAAGGAAGCUUCUGGGAUAAACUUUUGAUCCAUCUUUCAAGAUUCGAUGAUGUUCUUGAAGAAACGUCUAAAAAACGAGAUCCAAGUAUCCUAGUUCGAUAUUUAAUUUGGCUCAGUACAUUUAGUAAUGGAUGUAUCCCAGUGGCCAAAGUGAAAGGAGAACCGAAGGAUAUUGCUCAAACACGAUUACUUAUUUAUCAUUGUAGCAGAAAAGUAUUGCAAAAAGGUCUUAAUUUAAUUGGUUUAGAAGCUUUAGAUCAAAUUUAAAUAAAAUUUGUCGAUGAAUCCUGGAUCAAUUCCGAGAGACACACCGAAUGACGA
Molecule: messenger RNA, 2036 nt
Organism: Tetranychus urticae (two-spotted spider mite)
Lineage: Eukaryota; Metazoa; Arthropoda; Arachnida; Trombidiformes; Tetranychidae
Gene: ArgRS-m
Product: arginyl-tRNA synthetase, mitochondrial
Biological process (GO): arginyl-tRNA aminoacylation; mitochondrial translation
Cellular component (GO): mitochondrion
Molecular function (GO): ATP binding; arginine-tRNA ligase activity
Source: RefSeq, a predicted model, not a curated record